AUGGUAGAUAGUGACUUGGGCAUAGAUAACAUUGAGUGCUCGGGAACUUGUGAUAUUCAGAGUGGAGAUCAAAAGUUGGGUUUUCGGAGGGAGCCUUCAUUCUCAGGCUGGUGCGAUGAAGAUGGAAUUCUCCAUUCAGACCAUCAAUUAGAAAAUGCAGAUACAACUGUAGAAGACUUUGAUUUUGAAUUGCCUUUGAAUCAAGAAAUUAGACCCGAGAAUGGAUUUCUAGACGGAGGGAGAUACCGAUACAGUGAGUCUCAGCAGAGAAAAACAGAAAUGAGUGGUGGCGAAAUUAUGGAUGUUGAUGUAUCUACUCAUAAUGUGGGAAAUGAAAUGGAGAAAUAUGAGCCUUUUGACAUUGAAAAUGGGCCUGGAAGGAAGGUUUAUUUUUCAAAUGUUGGAAUCAAAGGCUCCAAUGCUAUGGAUAGUGCUGAAGCAUCAACAACAAAUAUCAAGAGUGCUAUUUCUACUGUUGAUGUGCUUAAGACGUUGUUUUUCAUACUUGUUUGGUACACUUUCAGUACAUUCUUGACACUGUACAAUAAAACUCUGUUGGGAGAUGAUUUGGGAAGGUUUCCAGCUCCCUUGUUGAUGAACACAUUCCACUUUUCUAUGCAAGCAGUUUUAUCCAAAGCAAUCACAUGGUUUUGGUCUCAAAGAUUUCAGCCCAGUGUAACUAUGUCGUGGAGGGAUUACUUUGUGAGAGGUAUUCUUAUGUUUUCUUAA
Molecule: messenger RNA, 729 nt
Organism: Ilex paraguariensis (yerba mate)
Lineage: Eukaryota; Viridiplantae; Streptophyta; Magnoliopsida; Aquifoliales; Aquifoliaceae
Source: the annotation of a GenBank genome assembly